Pyricularia oryzae 70-15 is the source of this 333-nucleotide messenger RNA. RefSeq lists its product as uncharacterized. The record is from RefSeq and is a predicted model, not a curated record. NCBI's taxonomy places the organism in Eukaryota, Fungi, Ascomycota, Sordariomycetes, Magnaporthales, Pyriculariaceae. The transcript has 2 exons. The coding region runs from base 1 to 216 and encodes 71 amino acids.
AUGUUUAACGGUCAACACCUAACCGCCUACUAUUAUAAUGUGUGUCCCGCCGAGGACCGGAAGCUGGCGGACAGAGGGGCAAGAGUGGGGAAUGAGGGGCAGAAAGGACCGAUGGGUGCGCUACGAAGUAAAAUUGGAAGCCAGAAAGAAACUCUGGACAUGUCAUCCCAGGCCGAUAGACUGACGGUAGAGGCUCUGGGGGAAGAUGGAUGGUAGGUACAAUGUAAGUAUGUACGUAUUGUAACGAACAGACCGCAGCCGAGCAUUGUUGACGGUUUCAAUAGCUGCGGAUAGAUCCGCAACACUGAUUGGAAGCCAACAGACCGGACAGCC